Arabis nemorensis is the source of this 1089-nucleotide messenger RNA. The record is from the annotation of a GenBank genome assembly. Lineage: Eukaryota; Viridiplantae; Streptophyta; Magnoliopsida; Brassicales; Brassicaceae.
AUGGCUUCUUCAUCAGUAACACUUUGUUCAUGGAUGAUUCACCACAACCAUCAUCUUUCUCCUUCAAAAACCAAACCACUCAGAUCCAGAUCCCUUAAACCCAUCUUCCUCAACCCAAAACGCACCGUUUCAAUCGUCUCUUCCUCCAUCAUCACCACAAAAGAAGAAAAUCUCAAAUCUUCUUCUUCUUUCGAUUUCAUGUCUUACAUAAUCAAUAAAGCCGAAUCCGUAAACAAAGCCUUAGAUUUAGCCGUACCUCUCCGUGAGCCACUCAAGAUCCACGAAGCGAUGCGUUACUCACUCCUCGCCGGAGGAAAACGAGUCAGACCGGUACUCUGCAUCGCCGCCUGUGAACUCGUCGGCGGCGAAGAAUCAACCGCCAUGCCAGCCGCUUGCGCCGUCGAAAUGAUCCACACCAUGUCAUUGAUCCACGACGAUCUCCCCUGUAUGGACAACGACGAUCUCCGCCGCGGAAAACCCACCAACCACAAAGUUUACGGCGAAGACGUCGCGGUUUUAGCCGGAGACGCGCUUUUAUCGUUCGCGUUUGAGCAUUUAGCGUCCGCGACUAGUGAAAACGCCGUCGUUUCGCCGGUUAGAAUUGUUAGAGCGGUUGGUGAGUUAGCUAAAGCGAUUGGAACCGACGGUUUAGUGGCCGGUCAAGUGGUUGAUAUAAGUAGUGAAGGGCUGGGAUUAAACGACGUCGGAUUAGAGCAUUUGGAGUUUAUACAUUUGCAUAAAACCGCUGCUUUGCUUGAAGCUAGUGCGGUUUUAGGUGGGAUUGUUGGUGGUGGUAGUGACGAUGAGAUCGAGAGGUUGAGGAAAUUCGCGAGGUGUAUUGGAUUGUUGUUUCAAGUGGUUGAUGAUAUUUUGGAUGUGACGAAAUCGAGUGUUGAAUUAGGGAAAACUGCGGGUAAAGAUUUGGUUGCUGAUAAAUUGACGUAUCCUAAGAUUAUGGGAUUGGAGAAAUCUAGAGAAUUUGCAGAGAAAUUGAAUAGCGAAGCUUGUGAUCAGCUUUUAGGGUUUGAUUCAGAUAAGGUUGCUCCUUUGUUAGCUUUGGCUAAUUACAUUGCCAAUAGACAAAACUGA